AUGGGACAUAGGUGUUACAACCUCGUGGCUGCCGUGCUGCUGGUCAUGAAUUUCAAGAGGGCGCAAGCCACGCAGGACUUCUGCAGUAACUGUCCAGCUGGUACUUUCUGCGGGAAAGACAAGACUCAGAUUUGCGUUCCCUGUCCUUCAAAUAGUUUCUCCAGUGCCAGCGGACAGAAGGCCUGUGACAUCUGCCGGCUGUGUGAAGGUGUCUUCAGGACCAAGAAGGUGUGCUCCCCCACCAGCAACACAGAGUGCGAGUGCAUCUCGGGGUUCCACUGCCGGGGGGCCAGCUGCAUCAUGUGUGAACAGGACUGUAAGGAGGGUCAAGAAUCGACCGAAUACGGGUGUAAAGACUGUGACUUCGGGACAUUUAAUGAUGGGAAGCACGGCAUCUGUCGACCCUGGACGGACUGUUCUCUGGAAGGAAAGACCAUACUGAUCAAUGGGACAAAGGAGAGUGACGUGGUGUGUGCGCCAGUCCCGGCCGACCUCUCUCCAGGUACGUCCUCAGCCGCGUGCUCACCUCUGAGACAGAAUCGGGCAACUGGUCAGCCGGCCCAGGUCAGAUUCCUCCUCAUGCUGGUGGUGACGGCGCUGCUCCUGCUGCUCUGCCUCGCGGUCUGGUUCUUUGGGCUCCGGCACGGCCGCAGGAGGCUGCUGUACAUACUCAAGCAACCAUUUAUGAAGCCAGUGCAAACUGCCCAAGAGGAAGACAGCUACAGUUGCAGGUUUCCGGAAGAAGAGGAAGGAGAAGGAUGCAAACUGUGA
This is a messenger RNA of Pteronotus mesoamericanus, 771 nucleotides long. RefSeq names its product TNF receptor superfamily member 9 (gene TNFRSF9). NCBI's taxonomy places the organism in Eukaryota, Metazoa, Chordata, Mammalia, Chiroptera, Mormoopidae. The transcript is spliced from 7 exons. Gene Ontology annotation, cellular component: external side of plasma membrane. Gene Ontology annotation, molecular function: protein binding; signaling receptor activity. Bases 1 to 771 code for a protein of 256 amino acids. The record is from RefSeq and is a predicted model, not a curated record. Gene Ontology annotation, biological process: apoptotic process; negative regulation of cell population proliferation.